This is a messenger RNA of Lactuca virosa, 384 nucleotides long. The record is from the annotation of a GenBank genome assembly. Lineage: Eukaryota; Viridiplantae; Streptophyta; Magnoliopsida; Asterales; Asteraceae.
AUGUCCCUCCAUCAUACCCAAGAAGAUGAUGCCUUCUUCACUAUGCGUUGGAGGCAGUGCCUCGAGACGUCAAAUGGACGUCCAGGACAGCUGAUGUGUCUUCUUUAUAUUCUAAAAUCCACAAAAGUUGUUCAUUUGCAUCUUACAGAUUGUAAACCCAAAUGUACAUAUCGACGCUCUGCAACAUCACACAAGAAGCCAUGGAGGGGAGGUGGAGAGGUUGGUAGGAAAAACGGAGAAGAAAGGGAAGGAAAGAGCAGAUCGAAAACAACACAACAGGUGGGGAUUCGUGGGUUUGCUCAGCACCCGAUGGGAUGUGGAGAGGGAAAGCAGGGGUCGAGCAAAACAAUAAUAGAGGAUGUUUGGGAUUUUGGAUUAGUUUAG